Molecule: messenger RNA, 4287 nt
Organism: Medioppia subpectinata
Lineage: Eukaryota; Metazoa; Arthropoda; Arachnida; Sarcoptiformes; Oppiidae
Source: the annotation of a GenBank genome assembly
GUGGAGGAAGAAGUGGAGACAUCGGAAGAGUUUGACUCGGCUCUAGACGACAGCGACGACGAACAGUCGGAAGAGAAGGACCGGUUUGUGGCCCAACUGUACAAAUACAUGGACGAGAGGGGAACGCCCAUCAAUCGGGCGCCUUCGGUGGGCGGCCGCGACCUAAACCUAUACAAACUGUACCGAAUUGUGGUCAAAAUGGGCGGUUAUAAUCGGGUGACCAAUAAGAACUCGUGGCGAGCCGUGUACGGCAAGUUGGGUCUGCCCGGCGGCCACUCGGCGCCCGGCAAAGAGUCGUCCGCCGUGUAUCAGCUGAAGGCCGCCUACAAGAAGUUCCUGCACUCGUUUGACGACUUUUACCGCAAACUCGGCUGCACUAUAACUGUCAAUAGCCGUACGUCGAGGCCCUCCCGGGGCGAGCGGUCCCGCGGCGGCGGACCCGUUGAGGACAAACCCGCGCCGCAGUCGACACCUGUUGCGGUGUCGUCGACGUCGUCGUCAUCGGCCAAGAAGUCCAGUAAAAGGGAGCCCAAGAAAGAGGACAACACUAAAGAGGAUCGCGACUCCAAAGAGAAGGAUAGCGUAGCCGCCGGUGCGUUGGAUUCGUUGUCGGUGUCCAACACAACGCCCUCUAAGACAAAGGACAGGCAAUCCGAAAGAGAGCGCGAGAGGGAGUCGGCCCGCGAGGAGGCCAGGGAUGACGCGAAGGCGGCUAAAGAGUCUGCGGCAGCGGUUAAAGAGGAGGUGCGGGUGAAGGCGGAAGAGCCGUCGACGCCGUCCGAAGAGCGCAAACGAGGCAGAGGUCGCAAACGGAAGGGCGACGACAAAGAGGACGAACCGCAGACACCGGCGGCGGCGACGCCAACACCGGCAGUGGUCGCUAAGGCCGAGCCCGCGCAGGUCGCAGAUGAGGACACGAUGACUGGUCAGUCGACACUAGACGAGUCCGACGAAGAGGACACUAAGAGUCUGUCUAAAGGGGGCAAAUCGGUGGACGAGUCCAACAUCAAAGUGGGCGACGGCCUGAAAGUGAAGUACGGCCGCGGCAGGCAGUUGAAAGUGUACGAGGCCAAAGUGUUGAAGGUAGAGGUGGACGCCAGCACCGGGCGGAACAAGUACUUCGUGCACUAUUCGGGCUGGAAUUCCCGGUACGACGAGUGGAUCAAAAAGUCGCGCAUCGUUAACGUACUGCGCGACCGGUCGCCGUCCCGGCGGCGCACCGCCACCGGCGGCAGUAGUAAAGCGGUCACCAAAAAGGGUAGGGAACAAAAGGAGACGACACCCUCUACACCGGCCACCACCGCCGCCACCGGUUCUCAGAGCUCCAGCCAAUCAUCUUCGGCCGGCAAUACGACACCAGCGACGACCACUCCUACAACCGGCAAGAGUGCGGUAGAGUCGGUGCCACCACUUGUCGGGCCACCAGUGCUCACAUCGCAGAGCUCCGUGUCGUCCACUCACUCUAACGACUCGGCUCUGGACGGGUCGGUGGCGUCCAGUACCGCGACGGCGGCCGUCAGUAGUCAGUCGCCCGGCAAACAGUCACAGACAACGCCCGCCCCGAAGAGGGGUCGACCGCCCAAUAGUGGCAAAUCCGCCGCUAAAGUUGAGGUCACUGUCAAAGAGGAGCCCAAAUCUCAGUCCGAUAAGCAUUUGCAACAAUCGCCGCAAUCAUCGGCAGCCACAGCGCCGACCGCUCAGACACCCACCCCUUCCACACCGGUGGGAAGACGCGGUCGACCGCCGCUGUCCGUCAAGAAGGAGAAGUUCACCCGAAGUAAGUCCGUGAAUGAGGACCAGUCGACCAACGACUCGAUGGCCACCAGUGUGUCCAACGCCGAAGACGUUGCGCCAACAGUAGCGCCAACUGUGGCUAAAACAACGGGCGACGAGUCCAAGAAGAGUGCGAAACAGCAACUGUUGGCCACAGCGGGCGGCGACGAGUCGAACAAGAGUGAGGCUAAAGCGGUUCCCGAAGUGACGGCAGCGAAGAGCACGCGUGGCGUACAGCCGCCCGACCUUCACGACGACAACACUGUCGAAAGCAAACUAAUGGACGAAACGGAGGGCACGACCGACGAGUCGUCCGCCGCCGACCAUCACCGCCACCACCAGCAGCAGCAACACAAAAGAGGUCACCCAUUGGAUGAAAGGCUCGGCGCUGUCAUCAAAACGGAACCGUUAGGUGACGAGUGUUUGCCGAAAGCGACGCCUAAAGGACACGCCGUUGAGUCGACGGCCGUCCGCUCGGCCGAAACGGUUGACACAAAACCCGAACCCAAGAGCGGUUCCGGUACUGACGACUUCUCGUCGCCAGUGAAGGACGCGUUCGACUUUGACGACGACGAGGAAGAGUUGGCCAAAGAAGAGGAACCGCUGAAAGAGCAGCUGAAGAAGAAACGCAAGUCUAAGGAUAGCGGCAGCCGUUCCGCCGCGAAGAGCUCAUCCCAUGUCAGCGAACGCAGUGGCGAUCGUUCGGCAAAAGAGUCGGCCACCGGAGACGAGACAACAGACACGGGUCGCGAAGGCAGCGCUCGAUCCGGCGGUUCUUUGGCGCGAAAGUCGUCCAAAAAGACUCGCAAAUUGGCGUCAGAGUCGUCGUCGUCCACAGCGGCGACCGACAAGUCGUCUCCGGACGAGUCAACCGCCGAAGACGUGAAGCCUAUGAAAGCCGUCGCUGCGGCUGUCAUUGUGUCUACACCUGAAUUGGUGGCCACAGUAGAGGACAAACGCGCCAAACAAUCGGCUAAAAGCGUAUCGACACCGACGACAAGACCAGAGCCGGACGUUCAGCACUCGUCGCCCGUCUCAUCCAAAUCGGAGCCUAAGAAACGAAAGGGUCGUAAGCGUAAGGACGAGGAGGAGGUGUCGCCGCCGCCAUCGGUGGUCGCCACUCCUGUGUCGGCCGCGGCUGUUGUGGCGCCACCGCUGAAGAAACGCCAGAUAAACAAACCGUCAAAACUGGAUCUGUCGCACGAAGAGGACAGCAAUCUGGAGGUGCAGAAGCUGUUUGAACAGUCGGUGCCGGCGUACGGCUCUGGCGGUGUGGGUGUCGGCCAUCAUCAUCAGCACAGCCACCAACCGGUUGGCCAGUUGUCGACCUCGUCGUCAACGCCGCCGCAGCGGCACGAGUCGGCCGACGUGUCGCCGAUUGACGACAUGAAAGUGUUGCCCAACUUUACCAAAGACAUACACCCGACGACAGCGACAACCGCCACCGCUAUUAACGCCGGUGUUAUCAUCGGUGCCGCCACUGCUGCCGGUGCUCAACACCAGCCGCCGGCGGAUCCGUUAGCGGCGGCCGCCACCGAUUUUCUACUCUGCGAAGAGGCCGUACCGGCCAGUCCCGAGAAGUGCCCGCAUCCGGACGAUCACCCGCUGGUGAUGGACACCGAUUCCCAGUCAUCGCCGGCGCAACACUCGUCGCCCUAUCACUCGACGCCUACGCAAUCGCCCGAAGCGGUGACCGGCAAAGACGGCAGCCAUAAGUUGGGCAGCGGUUCCAACAGCGAGAUGGAGAACGAGACACCGAUGAUGGGCGGCAUAUCUAGUGGCAAAGAUGAUGACCACCGCCACAACAAUAGUAAGGCCAACGUAUCGAUGCCUUCACCGGCGCACGACGAGGACAGUAUGGUCUCGCGGCCCGACUGUAAUAAGUCGCCCGUUUCGCCGAAGAAGCGCCGCAGAGGUCGCGUCCGCACCACCAGUCAGUCGGAGAGCAGUCACACCAAAGAGCGGAUCGGAUGCAAGACUCGCGGCUCAACCGGUCGACACCGGGCGGACCGACACUCGCCACUCACGGCCCUCGAGCACCGGUUGCCGUUCUCGAUGUCGCAGAUCUCGUUCAACGACUUUGUGCCCGAAUGCAAGUACAACUUCUGCGCCCCUCUGGACCAGUCGGCCGACCCGGACCGGCGCAUAUGCAUACUCCAGGAGCGGCUCCAGGAGUUGCGCAAAACGUACGUCAAUAUUAAGAACGAGGUGUCAAUACUGGACAGGAAGAAGAAGAAGGCCAGAAGGAAGGAGAGGGAGCGCAAGGAGGCUAACGGCCGGCACAGCGCGGGUGUAGGCGCCGGUCAUAUGGGCGCCGACCAUCAUAUGGGUCGUGGCAUGGGUUCCGGCGCUGAUCUGACUAACACUACCUGCGCUAUAACGGCGGCGACGGCUACGUUGAGGGCCACCGGCGCUGCGGCCCAUCACUCGUCGGCACAUCUGAGCGCAGCGGCCGCUGUGGCGGCGUUGGCCACCUGUUCCGGUGCGGGCGCUGGCGGUCCGUACGUGUCGUGA